UUGCGUAAUUGCGUGCACGUCCCUAAUAAACUAACACACAUAUCUAUCUGUCAACAUGACGGCCCAUAUUAAACCCCUCCGGCCUCCGUCCCCUUCCUUCACUCUCUCUCUCUCUCCCCAAUUUUCUUUCUAGAGCGAGAGCUCAAAAAACAUACAUAACAAAAAUCAAGGGUCGAGAUUUGAUCAUUUUUUCUGAUCAUAUUACAUGGACCGUCGAUUUUCUUCCGCCGACACAGAGGAGUACGCCGAGCCCGUGUCGGAAAAUGGGCCGGACUCGCCCUCCUCAGGGGACGACAUGACCAAGACGGCCAAACCAUCACCCAAGAAAAGCAAGAGAGGAGUUCAGAAGAGGGUGGUGUCAGUGCCGAUCGGUGACGUGGAGGGAUCUAAGAGCAAAGGGGAGGCAUAUCCGCCGUCGGAUUCGUGGGCCUGGAGGAAGUACGGCCAAAAGCCCAUCAAAGGAUCUCCUUAUCCCAGGGGAUAUUAUCGGUGUAGUAGUUCGAAGGGGUGCCCGGCGAGAAAACAAGUGGAGAGAAGCCGCGUGGACCCCACCACGCUAAUAAUCACCUACGCCUGCAAUCACAACCAUCCCGUCCCCACCAAAUCACACUCCUCCACUUCAGCACCCGCAUCCGCCACGUCAGCUGCCAUGAUCUCCGACGAAGUCCUGGCCAAAACUCCGGCCGAGAUCGUGGUCUUCUCCGGCGAAUCCGACAUCGAGAUCGGCGACGCCUUGCUGGACGGCUACCACCACCAGUGGUUCGACGACGUGGCUUCGACGGCCGUGCUCGAGAGCCCGAUCUAUGGCGGCGCUUACGUGGACGCCGACGUUUCGACGGCGUUCUCGGCAGUGAGCGGAGAGGACGAGUCUCUGUUCGCGGAUCUCGGGGAGUUGCCGGAGUGCUCGGUGGUUUUCCGGCGGCGGAUCGUGGAACCGGAAGAGCAGAACCGGAGGUGUGGGUUGAGCGCGGUUACAGGAUGAGAGACUCUGGUCUGGACCACGCAUUAUCCUUCUUCGCUUACUUUGUUCGAAUCAAAAUGUUAACCUCAAUUGAGAAAUCACAAAUUUUAUUGUAAAAAAAAUGUUACCUUC
Molecule: messenger RNA, 1093 nt
Organism: Morus notabilis
Lineage: Eukaryota; Viridiplantae; Streptophyta; Magnoliopsida; Rosales; Moraceae
Product: probable WRKY transcription factor 69
Exons: 3
Coding region: 206-982 (258 amino acids)
Biological process (GO): regulation of DNA-templated transcription
Cellular component (GO): nucleus
Molecular function (GO): DNA-binding transcription factor activity; transcription cis-regulatory region binding
Source: RefSeq, a predicted model, not a curated record